Messenger RNA from Rotaria sp. Silwood1, 552 nucleotides. NCBI's taxonomy places the organism in Eukaryota, Metazoa, Rotifera, Eurotatoria, Philodinida, Philodinidae. The record is from the annotation of a GenBank genome assembly.
AUGGAUAAUAUAUCGAUUAGAAAUCGAUUUCGAUCGAUUCUUUAUGUUCUUAUUCAUUUUUCAUGUUCACUUAUUCAAUUGGCUUGUGUAUUUGCUAUAUUAGGCUUACAGAUAACAUUAACAGUUACUCAAACAUGUGCAUUUCGUAUUGGUGUUGGUUUUUGGUCAGCACCAUUUUUAUUAGCUGCACCAAUUAGUAUAUGGUUACUUAUAUGGAAACGAAAUUCAAUUUAUUGUUUUAUAGCUUUUAUUAUUCAUAUAUGUUCAACUUUAUUUGCAAGUACUAUUAUUAUUAUUAGUUUUCUUGUACUUAUUGGACAAAUAGGAUCUCCAUGUUCAAUAUCUUCAUCAUCGAAUAGUUAUGUUUUAUCAAUAAAUAUAACAUUAAUUGCUGUAUCAGUAUUUUAUAAAUCAUUUAUUUAUACUGAAAUGUUUGUACUUUAUAUGUUACAACGUUAUAUAGCUGAACCAUCUAUUUUAUUAGAUAAACAUGAUUAUGAAAAAAAUUAUCAAAUUAUAACAAAUGAUAUAAAUACUAAAACAUGGAAUUGA